GCUCAGUCAUAGUUGAGUCACAAUCCGAAACGGUAGCGUAAUAAUGAAAAGACCUCCGCCGCAACUAACCACCCGUGUCUAGUAGUGUCCUUUGUGCUUAGAAAGGUAUUUGUCGGUGGUCGCGGUGGUAGUGCCAGAGGAGGGCAAUAGUAUGUACUAGGAAGGACGCCACGACAGAACCGCAUAACGGAAAGGGAUUGUCGAUUAAGAGGAACGGGUAGGAAUGGAAGCACCACGGGUGUGAUGAGCAUAAUAAAAAGUGGAAAAUGAUGUCGGUCGGGUGUGGGCACUGCGACAGCAUUUAGCUGUGUGCUAGUACUUUUGAUGCGCUCGGUGGCAGUGAUAGCAGCAGCGGGUUAUGGUGAUCUUUCUCGUAGUUAGCAGCUAAGUGGCAGUGACGUUGAAAUUUCGGAUUAACACAGUUAAUGCCCGCUUGGAAAACCCGUCCGGAUUAAGCUGAUGGUCAUUUUUGCUGCAGACGUCUGAGAUUGUGAUCGGAUUAUCUACGUCAGUACGAGAUUACCCUGCUGAACGAAGGAUAUAAAUUAGUCCAUGAAUGUUUAAUGUUACAUAAGCUAGAAAGCAUAUUGGAAGUUUGCAAACCAAAGAAAAUUGGAAUAAAAUGUAACGAAGAACCGAGCCUACGAGAAGUUUUGAAAACGUAUGUGCAUCAACCGAACAUGGCCCAUCAAUGAUGGAGAGCGGGUUACUGGAUUACAUUAUAUAAUGAUACCAACUAGUAUUGCAGAGUAGUGUUUGUGAUUGUGAGUCCUUCCGAACAAAGUGGGGGCGUGAGUAUCGAAUGUAUGAAAUUAGCCGAUCAACUCGGUUCGUGACUGACUUCCUAGUAGCACUGGAGCAGUACGCAUCGUGAGUGCACAUCAAUCCGUUCCAUAUACCGGUCUUUGUUCUAUAGUGUACUGUGACGUCUCGCGACAGCGAAAGCAAAAGAACAGCAGCAAAACAAAAUGAAGCUAAUUAUAGUGGACAAGCUUACUUGGGAAGUGUGCUAGUACGGACACGGAAUACGGAAUGUGACAUUAUAAAAUAAAAGCUUUGUUCUGUAAGCGUCAUAAUCGAACUUUGUUGAUUGAAUUGCGCUCGAAAGCAGACGACGAGAACAACGAAGAAAGUGUGCGAUUUUAUAGCCGUAGCUAGUGUUGUUGGACAAUCUGCUUUGCGUGGGAGUUGCGUCUGGUGUGAAAAGUAUCUGCAAUCGAUAACAGAAGGCAAAAAUCGUGAAAUCCUGCCCAGCAGCGUUGUUCACAGUAGACGACAUCGCUCGUGUGUGUGUGUGUGUGCGUCAGUGAGAGAGUUCCCGAAGUGAAUCGAGUGUGUUAUAAUGCUAGACCAACUGGCAAUCAUCUACAUAAAGGCGUCGACAAACGAUCGAUCCCGGAUUGAAUAUCAUGCUCACAGAGCACCUCCACCGACAGCAGCAACCGAAACACGAAGAAGGUGCCGUCACAACACUACGCAAAACACUUGCCAAACAAAGCAGCAAACUAGCACGGAAUCCAUUCUGCUCAUCCCAAGAUAAUUUGGGUGCUUCCGAGUAUCGGAAAGACCGCAGAGUACAUGGGCUUCAGCUUCCCUUGCAUCCUCUCCAGCUAGUCGGUUGGUUUGCGCUGGUUGUUUUCGGUUACUCGACUUUUGCCGUGCUGAUUCCAGCGCUGAAACCAUCGGUGCAGGAACCGCUGUACUAUCUGCUAGCUACGCUCUAUUUGCUACAUCUGGCUUCGCACCUGGCAGCACUGCUACUCGAUCCAGCCGACAUCGAACUGCGACGCAAAAGUACCCGAACUGUUGUGCCCGAGUUUGACCGCAGUAAGCAUUCGCACGUGAUUGAGAACGGACGGUGCCAUCUGUGCAACAUCAAGACAACCAGCCAUCGGACGAAACAUUGCAGUGUCUGUAACAAGUGCGUCGGUACGUUCGAUCAUCAUUGCAAAUGGUUAAAUCACUGUGUUGGUGGUCGAAACUAUGUGGCUUUCCUUAUGUGCGUGGUUAGUGCUGUCAUCGCAGCGUUGGUCAUUUUGGCCGCCGCUGUCCUAGAGAUUGUACUGUAUCACGUGCAACCUGAAUGGUUGAACCUCACCUGGUUCGGUUUUGCGAGUGACACAAACAGCUCCACUAUUGUUGAUUACCCGAGCACGGAUCGGAACAAUGAAACGCUUUCCACCAGUCCGACACUUUGGGAAAAUAUAACUAUCACUGCUCAGGAUUUGUUGCUAAACCAAACAAUCUUCAUCAGUUCCUCGGAGAACACAACGGAAGCCAUCGACUAUGGUACGGAAAAGCCCGUUGAAGCCACUGGAAUCAGCACCAACAAUACGAUAGUUUUGGCUUUCAUAGGAUUUCUCGGGAUCCUCGCAGCUGUAGCAGCAGGUCUCCUCAUACAUCUCUGUUGCUUUCACAUUUACAUUUCAUUUCUUGGUCUCACCACCUACGAGUACAUCCGCAACAGCCGCCAAAAUGUGAUGACCAAUGUACCAACGAAUGCUCAGGUUUCUCAAAACCUCGCGAAUGGCCCUUCGACGACUACAUCAACCACAGCUACCAUUUCCAAGGUAUCAGUACUUACGAACUGCACUAAACCCAAUGACUCCAUACCGGAAGUUUACGUUUGUUCCUCCGUAAACCCACUUAUCCUACCGGUAUCGGGUACCCUGAACGAUCUGAACCGACAGCGACCUCGUACUUUGCAUUGCUGUGAUAACUCGAAGGAAUGUACCAACAACAUUACUUCGGCAGGGCUUCGAAAUCUGGAUACGCUCUCGUUGACGACCGUUGGUACCAGUGCUUCAGCAGGAACCUCCGCGCAUCAAAAGGCAGCUUUCUAUCUGUGCUCGAUGCUGGAAGAGCGUAACGUUGCAGCGGUUACAGGUCAUCCCCGAGAUAAAUGUGAAUCAAGAUCAUUCCACUGUUGUUCCCAGUUUCGACAGACGACAGUCAAUGGGGAAGACUUCGAAACGACGACUACGUCCGAAUCGUACGUCCAGUAUAGCGAACAGUGCACGUUCUGUAGCUUCAAGGUGAAACCCUCCAGGAAUGCGCUGGAUAAGAACGAACAAAUUGCUGCCCUACAGGAGAAACGGUGUUGUGCUAAGUCUCUAACAAAGCAUCACCGGUGGAAGAGGAAAUGGAAUUGUUGCUCCAACGUACCGGACAGCCCAGAUGUUCCCGGUGAUCCACUGAGAUCCAUAUCGGCUGUAGUUCAGCAACAACAGAAACGUAAUGUGCCGCAAUCGUUUCCCACGAUUACCAAUGUGGUAGAACAUAAUCAUUUACAGGAGGAGCAGCAGCAGCAGUUGAAUCAUAACGAACUGACAAAUAAUGAAAAUUGUGCCAAUAACAAUAGGAAUAAUAACUGUGUUAGCAACAAUAACUGUAGCAACAAUAGUACCGUUAGCAGUAUCAGCAAUGGGAAUGAAUAUUUUGAUAAUCUAACGUCGGUUGGAGAGCAUAACGCUAUCAACAAUAACAAUAUCAUCUACACUAGCACCAGCUCGACUAGUAGCGACAACAACAAUCGAAUCCUAAACGACGCUAACGGCAAUGAUGUAACGCUACUGUCCAACAGCGCCUCCCCGGUACCCAAACGUCCUAGAGCCCGAUCGGUGCGUCCUUGGCCAGUAGUUCGUCUCCGUCAUAUGAUCAGAAUGAUAGAUCGUUACCGUAGACCACGUUGCCGACCGGGAGCUCCCUUGGCUGCGGCAAACAUCAAGCAAAACCAGGUGCGACCUUUGUCAACAACCGAGUGUUCAUCCGCUGUUGUCAACUGCGGACAAGGAUCAACCUCAAUUCUAAAUCACGGAGUGAUCCUUCCCACAUCGGCAAUCCGCAACGAAGCACCCCCGACGAUGCCAGCCUUGCCGCACCCCGCCCGACGUAAGCUCAAAAAUACCACCGAUGAUCUACGCGAUCUUGCCGAUACGCUCGCUUUCGUACAGCAACAGCAGCAGCAGCAAUUUAACUCUCAUAAUCAACUUCAACCGACGACGGUUCGAAUACCGGUCCACCCGUCGUACCGUCGCAGUCGACGGAAGAACCUAAUACGUAAUCGCAGCCCUACGCUGUCACCGAUCCACGAAUCCGGCCUAUCCAAUCCAGCUUCGCCGAAGCCAUGUCGGCACUCGUGCUCUGCCAGUAUUUCUUCGCUGACUUCCGGUGCGGUGGCAGUGAAUGUGUGCGGUUCCGGCAGCGUUGGUGGCGGAACCCGCGGAUCUCCUGUAGAUAGAUAUGCUUGAAUAACAGUGAACAUUGUGUCGGCGUUUCCGUACUGUAUCCACGUAUACUCGCUUCAUCUUGUGUCAUACACUUGAACCGGAUUUUCUUCUACCUUCCCACUAUCUCUUUCUCUCGAUGUGUGCGUAUUCUCGUGACACAAACCAUGUGUUAAUAUGUUAAUAUGAAGUCGUGUUACAAGUUUUAGCUAAAAAGGAACAAAUGUAUAGUGAAAACAAAUAUUUGUAAAACAACGAAAUUGAAAUUUCUAAACACGUUUAAAGUGGAGUAAUGAUCAAACGUUCAAAUUGUUUACUUUUUUUGGGAAAAGCGAGUAUUUUUUGUAAGAAUUUGAAGCCCGUUGAUAACGAGGAGAAACCAAUAUCUAAACUAAUGUUAGUUAAACAAAUAAGUGAUUGUGAGACACAAUUCCUCGAGGAUUAAAAAAACGCGAGAAGUUCGUCCGAUAUAUUAUCAUGAUAAAUAUAUUUGUUUUAUAAAGCAGAAGAGAGGUUUUAAACGAGAAAAGAUAUAGUAAUAAAAUAUUUGUUUCAAGAAAAA
Messenger RNA from Topomyia yanbarensis, 4788 nucleotides. RefSeq lists its product as uncharacterized. Gene Ontology annotation, cellular component: Golgi apparatus; endoplasmic reticulum. Gene Ontology annotation, molecular function: protein-cysteine S-palmitoyltransferase activity. NCBI's taxonomy places the organism in Eukaryota, Metazoa, Arthropoda, Insecta, Diptera, Culicidae. The record is from RefSeq and is a predicted model, not a curated record. Gene Ontology annotation, biological process: peptidyl-L-cysteine S-palmitoylation; protein targeting to membrane. The transcript is spliced from 2 exons. The coding region runs from base 1410 to 4250 and encodes 946 amino acids.